AUGUACACCAUUGACAAAGAGGAAUUCAUCGCCCAGCUACACAUGUUUAGCUUCUCGGUUGCGGAAGAUGAUCAGAUUCUGUGGGAUAAAAUAACCGAAAUAAGCCACAAAUACGGUCUCAACGCUGAAGAUUUUUCUAACGCGUGGAUUGCGUUUGCCAGCUCCUACAAUUUCGAUGAAUUGAAUCAAGUGUCGUUGAUUCAGCUGGAAAAAAAUCUGCAGAGAAGGCGCGCUGUUCAGCCGAAACCGAAGACUGGCAAAUCUUCAUUGGCUUCCACUGACCUGCUCUUGGAUGAUGACGAGGUUGAAAUGCCAGAAGAAGAGACAUCGGAAUUUUUAGCGCAGUACGGAGUACUCGACGUAAGCAUCUGA
Molecule: messenger RNA, 372 nt
Organism: Soboliphyme baturini
Lineage: Eukaryota; Metazoa; Nematoda; Enoplea; Dioctophymatida; Soboliphymatidae
Source: the annotation of a GenBank genome assembly